Messenger RNA from Naegleria fowleri, 711 nucleotides. RefSeq lists its product as uncharacterized. NCBI's taxonomy places the organism in Eukaryota, Heterolobosea, Eutetramitea, Acrasida, Naegleriidae. The transcript has a single exon. The coding region runs from base 1 to 711 and encodes 236 amino acids. The record is from RefSeq and is a predicted model, not a curated record.
AUGGUUUAUCAUUGCAUCGGAAUCGAUGAAAUGAAGAGAGAGAAAGAAAUUGUGUUAAAUGCUGUCAGACAAUAUGGUUAUGUUCUUCAAUUUGCAUCCGAUGAAUUGAAGAAUGACGAAGAUGUGGUAUUAACAGCAGUAAGACAAGAUGGUGGAGCUCUUGAUUCUGCAUCAGAAGAGUUGAAGAAUGAUAAAGAGGUGGUUUUGACAGCGGUACGAAAAGUUGGUAAUGCUCUUCGAUAUUCGUCUAAUGAAUUGAGAAACGAUAGAGAAGUGGUAUUGGAAGCUGUCAGACAAGACGGUCAUGCUCUCCAGUAUGCAGGUGACAUGAUGAAAGGCGACCAAGAAGUUGUAUUGGAAGCGAUCAAACAUGGCGGCCAUUUGAAAUAUGCUUCUAGGGAUCUAUUACAUGACAAACAAUUCUUAUUGCAAGUUGUUGAAUAUGAUGUCAAUCUUAAUCAUUUGCCAGAAGAAAUUUCAAAUGACAAAGAAUUUUUAUUACAAGUAAUCAAACUCAUGUUAGAAGCAGUGAAGAACAAUGGGUUUGCCUUAUAUUACGCAAGCAAAGAAUUGCAGAAAGAUCGAGAACUUGUGAUGGAAGCUCUCAAAUGCAAUGGAUAUGUCUUUGAGUACAGUGAUGAAUUAUAUCAAGCAAGAAUGCACUAUUGUUAUCAUGAUGUUUAUUUGGGAAAUGCUGUUGAACAUCAUUAA